AUGCCAAGGAAGAAGCUUCCAAGUGAGCUGAAGACAGUUUCGGCAUUGGACAUGACAAACGACUACUUUGAUGAUAAGAUCAAGAAGACUUUCAAAACAAGGAAACGAGAACAGAGAGAAACAGAGUUGAAAACAGACAGGUACAACCUGCAAGCUGCUGUGACUAUACCAGCAUCCGACCAGCCUUGCCAACAUGAUGCAGGCUUGUCAACUAAGCAGAAAGCAGAAGAGGGAGGGUUUGUGUGGGUGGAGAAGGGUGAUAGGCUGUCAGCUAACUCUGGCAGGGGUGGCAUCAGUUCGGCACGUUGUAACAGUGUUGGCACCAUUCAGGUGAAGAGUUGUGGGGAUGGAGGUCUCAGAGAUCAGAAUGUCGUUGAUCAGAUGUCGAUGCUAUCAAGAGGCAGCAAGGUGGAGGUUCCUGCAAGUAGCCAGCCACCAGCAGAUCCAUCAAUACAAACCUCUGCCACAGAAAGCCCGUUAAAGACAAGGGAGGGAAGGACACAUGUUAACCAGGCUCCUGCCAACAACUAUGCCCCCACUGCAGGGAUUGACCAAGCACCGGGGGUGGGGAACAUUCCUGUCAUUGCGUGUCAGCCACCAGUGUUGCCUCAGCCAUACCAGGUCACCAACGUCUACAACAUAUACAGUCCCAAAAACAUACAGAUCGGGAAUCAGAAUGCUAUGGAGAAAGACGACAUAGUGACAGAUGGCCCCGGUUUUGACCAACCAGUUUACUAUGUCCCGCCUAUGCCCUACCCACCAGAAAUGCCUGCAGCACCCAGGGCACAGGGCCAGGAGAAGGCCAAGACCAGCAAUGGUACAGCGAGCAAACUCAACAAAGAAUACGACAUCGAUGAUGAGACUGAUGUUAAAGUUCCAUUAGAACCUGAGUUUGACCUUGAUGAUGAGACUCAUGUCAAGAUCCCAGUCAAACCCAAGAUGCAAACCAGCCUGCUUAGCCCUGCUGAACUAGCCAGGUCAGAGAGCUGCAGUUCUGCUGAUGAGGCCCAGGAGGAGACCUGUGUGAUGUCUGCACUGGCUGAAGACAUGGCUGAGGGUCUGAGUCUCAACACAACUGAUGGGGAAACUUCUGUCAAGGAGGUGCAGGACCUGCAGACUUCAACUGAAGAGUCCAUGGUGUCUGGAGCAUCUGUACCCAAACAGAGAAAGGGGGGAAUUCUUUCAUCUUUUCUUAGCAGGGGCAAAAAGAAGUAAAUUACAGUUGUGGAAAAAAUGAAACGUUACCCUGAAAUAUGCUUGUGUCUUGUACUGAGACAAAAAAUGAUAAUGAAUUGUAAAAGGUGUGAAUAACAUUGUUUAAAUGAUGGUUAGAUAUGUUACUACUCAGUUUUCUUGGUGACUUUAUAGGCAGUAGCUGCUGCACAGUUUUUUUCAUGAUACUGCUGAGAGUUUGAGCCUCACUGGUAUUUAGUUGGUGUUGCCUGAGAUAAAUUCUUAGUUUAGAGUUUAAAACAUAAUCUCUUUGUCUUGUGUAUUCUGAAAUGCAAUGUGAUACAAACAGGUUAGAACAAUUUAGAAGAGAAAGGCUAAAUGACUUAAGAUGUAGGUAGUUAAGAUAUCUACUAAUUUUCCGCAUUUCAUGGUAAAACUUGAUUUUACCCCUGAAUGGCCCUGAUACACACAUGUAAUGCAAUUUGUAGAACCAGUUAUUACCUAAUGCUGUACACAGAACGGGCAGAUUUCAUUUCAGAUAUUCUAGAAAACAAUUGUAAUAAAAAUGAUUAAACAGAGAUAUGCAUUGUAUAGAAAUUUCAAUGUCCUAUGCUUGUCUAUUGCAUGUGCAAUUAAGGUUUGGAUUACUGGGCUGUUACAAAUAAAUUGAUUUGAUAA
This is a messenger RNA of Branchiostoma floridae (Florida lancelet), 1851 nucleotides long. RefSeq lists its product as uncharacterized. Bases 1 to 1215 code for a protein of 404 amino acids. NCBI's taxonomy places the organism in Eukaryota, Metazoa, Chordata, Leptocardii, Amphioxiformes, Branchiostomatidae. The transcript is spliced from 3 exons. The record is from RefSeq and is a predicted model, not a curated record.